AUGACAUCCAACGUGCGCUUCCCAACAAAGCUAUUAUCGAGAUUAAAGGAUCACACUGGUCCUGUCCACGCCGUUACUUUCUCGGCAGGAACAGGUCAAUAUGUUCUCACUGGCUGUCAGGACCGCAAAAUAAGACUUUUCAAUCCAUUGAAUGGACGACUAAUUCAGACGUUCUCUGCUCACGGGUAUGAGGUGCUCGACAUCGGAGUCAGCGAAGACAAUGCUCGAUUCGUCUCGGGAGGAGGCGACAAGACUGUUUUCCUCUGGGAUGUGGCUACUGCGCAAACAUUGAGAAGAUUCACGGGCCACUCGGCAAGAGUGAACUGUGUUGCCUUUGGGGGUGAAGGGGACUCGAUUGUUCUCAGUGGGAGUUUCGAUGGGACUGUCAAGGUUUGGGACGCGAAGAGCAGGAGUGAGAAACCUAUUAUGAGUUUCUCCGAGGCGAAGGACUCCAUCUCGAGUGUUGCUGUCAACGGGCAUGAGAUCUUCGUGGGCUCAGUCGAUGGGCGCGUGAGAGUAUAUGAUUUGAGUAUGGGCCACGUUGACGUUGACGUUGUGGCUCCUGGAAAAGGUGUCACGAGUGUCACGCCUACGAAAGCUGGAGAUGGCUAUCUGGUGAGUAGUCUGGACAGCAAGAUGAGGUUCUUCGACCGCAGCACAGGAAAAUGUUUGCAGACUUUCCAGGGAGACGGAUACACCAACGAGACGUAUCGGAUGAGGAGUACCAUGGCGAUGGCCGAUGCAUAUGCUAUGACUGGGACCGAAGAUGGAAAAGUCUUCGUGUGGGAUGUGUUGACUGGAGCUCUGGCCCAUCAGGUUUGGCACAAGGAGGAUGGGAGUGCGCAUACCAUUGCUACUAAGAAGGACGUUGUGAGUGCCGUUGCAUGGAAUCAGUUGAGAAAGCAAUGGGCCAGCGCGGGCGGCGACGGCACUGUUGUUGUCUGGGGACUGGACGAAUGA
This is a messenger RNA of Sphaerulina musiva SO2202, 960 nucleotides long. Its product is annotated as mitogen-activated protein kinase organizer 1. The record is from RefSeq and is a predicted model, not a curated record. Gene Ontology annotation, molecular function: protein binding. Bases 1 to 960 code for a protein of 319 amino acids. Gene Ontology annotation, cellular component: catalytic step 2 spliceosome. NCBI's taxonomy places the organism in Eukaryota, Fungi, Ascomycota, Dothideomycetes, Mycosphaerellales, Mycosphaerellaceae. The transcript has a single exon. Gene Ontology annotation, biological process: mRNA splicing, via spliceosome.